This is a messenger RNA of Epinephelus lanceolatus (giant grouper), 5102 nucleotides long. Its product is annotated as un-named sa1614. NCBI's taxonomy places the organism in Eukaryota, Metazoa, Chordata, Actinopteri, Perciformes, Serranidae. The record is from RefSeq and is a predicted model, not a curated record. Gene Ontology annotation, cellular component: cytoplasm. Gene Ontology annotation, biological process: positive regulation of GTPase activity. Gene Ontology annotation, molecular function: GTPase activator activity; protein binding.
CGUGAACGCGCCUCUCCAUGCGGUUUGAAUAAAGAAGAAAAAAAAAGCAGGAAAAAAAUCAGCUGAUGAUGAAAAGACAUGAAGCUGGUCCCGGAGCGGAGAGCAGAUCCCGGUUUGGUUACCUCAUCUGAACCCGGUCCCGGUGUCCGGGGGGUCCGGUUCCCCGCUCAGCUCCUCCGCUCUUUGUGAGCAGGUUCACACACCAACAGACCGGGCGGGUUGGGAGGUUUUUCUCUGAAUGAAGCGGCUCUACCGGGAGGAGAGUCGGUGGUUUUAUCACGUUACAGACACGGGACUGUUUUAAUCCUCGGGUUUCUGUGGUCUCUCUGCAGCUGUGGUUUAUUUCCUGCCGGAUCUGAUCACCUUUUGUUUGGAGGAAACAGCGGCUGAUGCUGCGGUUCACCGUGAAGUCACACUGACGGAGCAUUCACCGGAUCAGGUCUUCCGCCUGGUUUCCUCGCUCUUUUGUGUGGCAUUGAUCCGUCAGUCCCGGACCUCAUUUAACCUGCUCCGGUCCUGCCCCGGGUGGUCACGGUGUGUCCCGGGUUGAGGAGCACCAUGCCCGAGUGCGUGUCGGUUUCCGAGUUUUUGCAGGAGGUUCAGGAGGACUGGAGCUCCCCCACCACCUCCUCCUUCACCUCCAAGAUGAUCAGCUGCAGGAACACCGUCUACCUGCUGGAGGAGGUUUUGGACAGUGACCGGUUGGUGUUGCAGAAGAUGAAGAAAGCUGCUAAAGCCAAAUACACUGCUGGACAAGAACACGUGACUCAUCUGGAGCAGUACAUUAAUUCGAUGGAGAAGCUGUCAGUCAACUGUCACUCAAAUGGAGAGUCGGAGGUCGGCUCUGCUUUCUGUCGACUGGCAGACUUUUCUAAAGAGCUCCUCUCUCCCAUGAAGAACCUGUUAAAGAGCAUGCUCCACAACAUCAACUUCUUCCUGGACUCCCUGGUGAAAGGAGACCUGAGGGAGGUGAAGGGGGAUCUGAAGAAGCCUUUUGACAGAGCAUGGAGGGACUAUGAGAGCAGAUUUAAGCAGGUUGAGAAGGAGAAGAGGGAGUUGGCUCGUCAGUAUGGGAUGGUGAGGAGCGAGGUGAGCGGAGGAGAGAUCGCAGAGGAGCUCGAGAAGGAGAGACGCUCCUUCCAACUGAGCAUGUGUGAGUAUUUGAUUAAGGUGAACGAGAUAAAAACAAAGAGAGGAGUCGACUUGCUGCAGAACCUCAUCAAACACUACCACAGCCAUAACAAUUUCCUGCAGGAGUGUGUGUCCACCACUCAGAGGCUGAAGCAGUACAUGGAGGAGCUGAAUGGAGUCCUGACCACGGUGAAGCAGCGUCAGGAGGAGGAGAAGAAGCAGCUGGUGACUCUCAGAGAUCAGCUGAGGCCCGUUGUCCACACAGAGCAGGACUCUUUACCUAAGCAGGUGUACAGUAUGCAUCAGCUGUUGGGAGACAAACAGUAUGGGACAGAAAGAACAGGAUUCCUCUACAAGAAGAGUGAUGGGUUGAGGAAAAUGUGGCAAAAGAGAAAAUGUUCAGUUCACAACUGUUACCUGACCAUCGCACACGCUACGCCUAACAAACCUCCCACCAGACUCAACCUGCUCACCUGUCAGGUCAAACCCAGUGUGGAGGACAAGAAAUGCUUCGACCUCAUCUCUCAUAAUCGUACCUACCACUUCCUGGCAGAGGACGAAGCAGAGUGUGUGGCCUGGAUCUCGGUGCUCAGUAACAGUAAGCAGGAGGCUCUGAAUGUGGCUCUGGACGGAGGGAGGAAAGGAGGAGGAGGAGGAGGAGGAAUUGGGGAGAGCAGCGUGGAGGAUCUGACCCGGGCCAUCACUGAUGACAUCAGACGAAUGCCAGGAAACAGCAGCUGCUGUGACUGCGGAGCUCCAGAUCCUGGAUGGCUCUCGACCAACCUGGGCAUCCUGACCUGUAUCGAGUGUUCGGGGAUCCACAGGGAGAUGGGCGUCCACGUCUCCAGGAUCCAGUCUCUGAGCCUGGACAGUCUGGGGACCUCUGACCUGCUGCUGGCGAGGAAUGUCGGUAACUCUGGUUUUAACGAAAUACUGGAGGCGAACCUGCUGAGUCCGUCACUGAAGCCGUCCCAACACAGCCACAUGGGAGAGCGUAAAGACUUUAUCGUGUCAAAGUAUCAGGACGUUCAUUUUGUGAGGCGGAGCCACAGCUCGAAUGCAGCGCUGCGACUCGGCCUGCAGGAGGCGACCAAGAACUGCGACAUCUACAGUCUGAUCCAGCUGUACGCUCAGAGGGCGGAGCUGAGCCAGCCGCUGCACAUACACAUACAGGAGAGAGGGGAGACAGCGCUUCAUCUAGCCGUCCUAUUGGCUGACAGAACGUCGCUGCACAUCCUGGACUUCUUAGCUCAGAACUGCUCCAACGUGGAUGUGCAGACGUCAUCAGGAAACACAGCGCUGCACUACAGCUGUCUGCACAACAAGAGCGACUGUGUGAGACUACUGCUGAGAGCCAGGGCCAACAUACACAUCAAGAACGAGUUAGGAGAGACCGCUCUGGACGUGAGCCACAGGUUGAAGUACGGCCACUGUGAGGCGCUGCUGCUGCAGGCCCAGUCCAACCAGUUUGACCAUCACGUCCACGUGGAGUAUGAGUGGAGGCUUCGCCAUGACGAUCUCUACGACAGUGAUGAUGACUUUGACGAAAAGAAUGGUCCAGUGAAGAAGGAGCGCUCCUUCUCGUCCACCUCCUUCACUUCCUCCUUCUCCUUCUCAUCCCGUCCCUUCACCUUCAAUCAGUCCGCCUCCUCCAUCAGAACCCCGCCCUCCUCUGGAGUAGCUGGAGGAGGUCUGCUCAGUGUGGGGAGGAGGCUCGCCAUGGCCAUGGAGCUCCACAGCCGGCCCUCUGGCUGCGCCUCUAGCCCGCCUCCUCCUCCUCCGUCCUCCCCUGCACCUCCACUGCCCCCAAGGGUCAAAGCUCCCACUGUUCCUCCGCCCCCACCUCCUGCUGGGGGGGAGGGAGGUGGGGAGGAAGAAGACGAAGACGGGGAGGUCUUCAUGUCCCUGACAGGAAACAGAAAGUUGACGCCUCCUCCUCCCAUCGCCGUCCGACACAAGAGGAGCUGCUCCGAGUCCAGCACGCAUGAUUACGGGUUGCCAACCAGUCCCAGGAUCUACAGCGGUCCAGACUCCUCUUUUAAGAAGUGUGUCCCGGCGUCUCCUCUCAGCUCGCUGACUGAACGACCAGAAAGAGGUUUUCGGAGGGCAGAAAGUGACGAUAGCUCCUCACACUUCCUACACUCUGCAAAGAAAGCCCCGCCCAAUGGGUCUCCCACCAGUCAGCGCUCUCAGAGCUUUGAGCAUGACAGCAGACACCCCGCCCCCCAGCCGCUUCCGCGCAGAUCAUUGCCUCGGGGUGCGACGAGUCGUCGGGUUGAGGCGCUGUACGACUGCCAGGCCGACCACCACGAUGAGCUGAGCUUCUCUGAGGGACAAGUGCUGGUGGUCCUGGGACAGGAGGACAGUGAUUGGUGGCACGGUUACAUCGAGGAUGAACCGGACCAGAGAGGUUUGUUUCCGUCCUCCUUCGUCCAGCUGCUUUUAGACUGACAUGAACCUGGACCAAGCCAGACCAGGACCAGUGCAGACCCCAGACCAGUACAGAUCCAGACCACAUCAGUCAGCCUGGAGAACCAGAACCUGGGGCUCAGGAGAACCGACCAGAUCAGUACUGAGCAGCAGAAUCUGAACCCAGGUCAGACUUUCAGGUUCCUGUUUCUCUCCACCUCCCAGGACUGGACUGAUCCAUCAGCCCUGGCGUCUAUAGCAACCGGUGUUUCUUAUGCCUUCUGUUACCAUGGAAACAUCACAGAUGACCUUUCAGUGAAGAAUCUGUACUGGACUAGAUCUUUAUGUAGCUCGGGUCUCGUGACAACGUUGCCACGGAGACUGCCUCGCACAAACCCGAUAAGCAACAACUCAAGUCUGAUGUUGACGAUACUUUUAUUUAUUUAUUUAUUUAUUUUUAAAUACAAAAUAUUUUAUUAAGCGCACAGAUGCUUCACUUCAAAAUAAAACAACCCACUGGACUUUUAUUUUGAAACUGAAGUGAACAACUUUUUUCUGUUUUUAUUUAUUGUAGUGUAUUUAUUGUAAUUGAUCUGGUGCCGCUUCUGUCCCAUGACAGGCUCCGCCUCCUCAGGUGGGGCUUACAAGGUCCAACAAGUGACCAGAGCACAAAGGACUGUGGGAUACUGAAGACCAAACAAUAAAAAGGAUGCUAGAACAUAGACACUGAAUGGGUCACCGAGUGAAACUGGCAUACUGUGCAAGCGUCAACACUUCUGUUAACAGCUAGCUAUUUUAAGCUAGUAGUUACUUCAAAGGUGAAUCCCUGUGCAUAACAAAUUCUGAUGUAGAUUAUUGCUGCGUUUGACGUCAUAUUUAUUCACUACAUUGCGUUGUACCUGGGUUUAAAUAACUGUUGAAUCGUGUCGACACUUGUACAGUAUGCCCAUGUUGACAUUCGGUGACUAGAUCCUAGCAUCUACCCGAUAAAUACCAGUCGUCGGCUCUAAAUUCGAGUAACAUCUGAGGAGGCAGAGCCUGAAAUGGGACACAGUUGACGCUUCCAGCUGCCUUCGAUGUCCCAAGAUAUCACAAUGCCUCAGUGAGUACAGCAGUGUAUUGCUGCCAAUUUUACUAAAAUAAAUCUGCUCAGUUUUGUUAAAAACAGGACAGUUUCUCAAUUUAAAAAUAUUUUUUUCUUUAAUAACAUUUUUGUUAACACUACAUACAAAAUCUGUCAUCAUUCUAAUUUGUUACAUCUCAUGAUAGAUAAAGAAAUGUAUUUGUGGUAAUAAAAAUAUGUUUUUUCCUGAAGUAGAAUAAUUUGGUAUCUAGUGAUUUAAAAAAACAAAACAAAACAUAAAUGACCCUUUGCUAAGUCCCGCCCCUGGACACAGACUGGCCAAUCAUAACGUAGCAUUGGGCCAGCUCAGACCAGGGACGUCAACAACACAGCUGUGAUCCAUUGACUCUGAUGUAAUCGUUGCAGAUUUCCUUCAUUUUCAGGCUGGUUUUGUGGAUGUGGAGCUAAAUGUUAUCGUGUAUUAAUGAUACUCGUUACC